Messenger RNA from Porites lobata, 5625 nucleotides. The record is from the annotation of a GenBank genome assembly. Lineage: Eukaryota; Metazoa; Cnidaria; Anthozoa; Scleractinia; Poritidae.
AUGCUUAACGUUCCCUAUGGGGUGGCAGUGAAUGAUCAGGAUGAAAUUGCUGUGACUGAGCUCGGUAAUAACAGGGUUUCAGUGUUUAGUAGUGACGGUACCCACUUAAGAUCCUUUGGUAGGAAGGGUAAGAAUAAUGGUGAGUUCUAUUGCCCUACAGGGAUCGCUUUUGAUAGUCAUGGCAAUAUUGUAGUGGCAGACUGUUAUAAUCACAGGGUGCAAGUCUUUAAUCGGAAUGGCAACUUUCUUAGUAUGUUUGGUAAACAAGGAAGUCGUGAUAAUCAGCUUGAAUUCCCUCGAGGUUUAUCAAUAAACGGCAACGGUGAUAUUAUUGUUGCUGAUAAAGGUAACAAAUUAAUCAAGAUAUUCUCUUCUAGUGGGGAGUAUUUACGUAAAUUUGGUGGAGCAGGUUCUUUGGUUACUCCCUAUCACUGUAUUCAAUACGGUCAAUAUUUUAUAGUCUCAGAUCGUAGUGAUCAUUCCAUUAAAAUGUUUAAUCUGGAGGGAAGGUUUAUUACUAAAUUUGGAAAACAGGGAAUCAAAGAUGGAGAAUUCAAUGAGCCCCGUUACUUGUCAGUUAACAAAGAAGGAUUGCUUAUGGUCUGUGAUGAAGAGAAUCACAGAGUUCAGGUACUUGAUCUGAGUGGAAGGUUUGUUACAGAGUUUGGAUGUGAAGGUAGCGGGAGAGGAGAGUUUAAGUGGCCAGUGUCUACAGCACCUCUUAGUGAUGGAAGGAUAGUUGUGUGUGAUAAGAAGAACAACCGAAUCCAGGUUUUUGACCAGUUAUAAUAUGAUCUUUCCAGUGGUAUUAUUGUUGAAACGUUCAAAUUGGCUUCUUUAUCUAGAAAAAGAAAUCGUAACUUUUUGAACAACAUCCUGAAUUCGUGAGGUAUUUGUCACUAUUGCCGGGUGGGGGCAUUAGGUUGUCCUCACGCGUAGUUUGUCUUUUCUGUGAAUGUAACAAUAAAUUAUAAAAUCGUGGCUGUAAUAAUAACUGUAAUAAUAGCUGAAGUGACAUUCAAAUUGUAAAUAUAUUUUGUAAUCCUUUUUCAAAUGUAUCGUAUAGUCUCAUUUAAUUGCCGAUCAGGGGUAGUUUAAUAAGGUUGUUCAAUUUUUUGGUAUCAAAAUUGUUUGGUAUGUUGUACACCUUUUCAUUUUCUUUCCAGCAGUUGCUAGUUGUUAGCUAGUGUAUUUUUGGAAGUAUUUUUCCCUCGCCCUCAGCUCAAGUACCAUUUUUUUUUUCUCAUCAGGAUCUUCAGGUCCGUUAAAUUAUAACAUAUAUAUUUAACGAAUUGUAUGACGUUUUGUUGAAAAUGCAUUAAAGGUUAAUCAAAUAUGAAGAAUGUUUUUCUUUUGUUUUAAAUUUAUCGUUGUUAAUGAGAUCGUCAUGUGUUGACGUUAAACGUACCAGUUUACUUCAUUCAAGUUUAAAAUAAUGAUUUUAGCACGCUUGUACUAAUUGAGGACACUAUUUUUACGUCUCAUCUCGGAGAAUAGAUCAUCAUUAUGUCCAGCGAUCAUCCGAGCCGUGUAAAGGUCUACUGGGCAGUUUGCAAUUGUAGGACAAGGCAACAGUGCAGUCAAACCCCUCUUUAAUCAAAAAACCGAAAAAUCAUCUUUUGCCGAUUUUUUCACCUGAUUUUACAUUAAAUGGCCAGAUUUGGUUGGGUUACGAUGAAAAGUGGAUUUUUGUCAAAUUGCUUGGUACUUUUACUUGUUGAGGACAACCGCUAAAUUAAUACAGACACCUCAUUUUUUGUCCCUGGGAAAAAAAAAGCCCUUACACAGUUUUGUCUUAAUUCAACCCCCAAAAUACGGACACUUUCGUCUUAUUCCAAUCUUUUUUCAAGAAGACUAUCGGUAGCCACUGUUUGGACCUACAAAAGCAAAACCGUUUGCUUACUACAUAGUUUGCAUUUCGACCCAAAGGAUUUCUAGAUAAAACAGGGCGUGGCCGGUCACGUGAUGUAGUUAUAAAGAAUUUGUCUAAUGAACUUUGAAGAUUUCUUAGUUAUGAUUAGCCUUAAUUUAUUAGACCUGGGAUACCGUAAAAUUCCGAAAAUAAGUCCCGGGGCGUACCUUUUUCAAAGGCCCUUUUUGUACACGUGGACAUGUGCUCUAUCGUUGCCGAUAUUGGUAAUUACCAUCUUAAUAGCUAGAAUUGAAAGCCUAAGGGGUCCAGGGAGAAUAAUAUGCAUGGGUCCAUAUGGACCCAAAACGACCAAAGCGGACGACAAAGAGUUUUAUUAAACAAUAGACCACACUUUCUAUGGAUGUACCGGCGUGAUAAUCCCCUCGGUUCCUGAUUUACAAGGUUUCUGAGUGUUCUCUCAACAGUACAUCCCGCGUGCGCGUAGGUUAUCAAGCCCGUAAACCCAUAGAAAGUGUGGUCUAUUGCUUUUAUAAAAUAACUUUAAGUUUUCUGUGAGUUUACCGGCACAAUAAACCAUAGGGUUUUAACCAAUCAGAACGCGCGCACUAUCUUAGUUAUUCUAUAAAGGUAGAUAUCUGUUAAAUCUACUAUAAACACUUCAGUUCAGGGCACGUACUGCAGGUUGUACGCAAGUGUAACCUGCGUAGCAAGUACAUGAAGGGGAGGGGAUCAAAAAGGACAUGGAAGCAGAUAAAGUUAUCUCCCCUACCCUCCUCUCCUCUCCUCUUGUCCUUAUCUUAUCUGUUUAGCAAUAUAGGGUUCCUCAUUGCAGGAGUCUUUUUAAUCCCCUCCCCUUCUCCCUACCCGUCCCCUUUUUAUGUUCUCCACACGGGUUAACCCUAUGGUAUCCUUGAGCAACUAUUUCUUGUCAGGCUAUCGUUUCACCUUAACUCCACGUCUACUCCUCUAUCUUUUUUUAAGGUAUCCAUAUAGGUCAUAUAGAGGGUCUAAUCGGUCGUGGCUUACAAUAUCUUGGGACUUUGUCGUCCAAUAGUUAGAGACGAGCUGUAAUGAUUUUUUUUAAAAAAAUAUUAUUUAUAAAUGAUGUUUCUGGAGGAUUUUGUUGCGCAGUAUCUGAGGAGACUUGACCGAAGGUUGAUUAAUGUAUUUGCUGAAAACACUCAGAUUAACGAGCAUUAUCUUGGAAAAAAUUCGAUGGGAAAUAAAUCCGUCCACCAUCCUAUAAAAUAAAAGAUGGAGAAAUGGCGCGUUUUGUCUUCCGCGUGGCGUUUUUGAUUCUGAUUUUGGGCCAACCGGGACUCGCUUUCCCAGUUUAAUCUGUCCAUGGAUUGUACGCGUGUGUAACGUGCUGAGUGUUUUGGUGUUUACAAAUACAAAAAAUUUGCGUAGUCCGUUCUUUUAUAUAAGCCUGCGUAGGAACUUUUUCCUAACCAAUUUAUACUAGGGAGAGAACGCUCUUUCAAAGAGCUGAUUAACAAUUUUAGGAAAUACCGGAUGUUAUUUAUUUUUCCGUGACACCAUCAAAACAUGUCAAGAAACUCUAUUUGAUUGGCUAAUAAUACAGAGUUUAGUAUGGAUCACAAUACAAGACUUAAUUGUUCAUUCUCAUUACCAUUUCCUUGAUCGUCAACACCCAGCUAGGCCAAAUUUCUUAAAAAGUAACCUUGUUUCCGACCUUUUCCAUGGAUAUAAAGACCUUGCUGGACAAUCUUCAUGAUGAAGUAUCUUGUUCUGUGUGCAUGUGUCCAUUCACUGAUCCAAAGCAGUUGCCUUGUUUGCACAAUUUCUGUCUUCACUGCCUGAACGGAAUUCAACGAACGAGCGGCGUCCGUGGUAAAAUUACGUGCCCCGAGUGUAGGAGACAGUUUCAGAUUUCUGGAAGUGGAAAUCCCUGCGAACUUCCCACCAAUUUUCGAAUAAACAGCCUGCUAGAUGUCUUGGCAAUUAAAGAGUGCAGUACAGUCAACGUAAAAUGCAGAAACUGCGACAAACGAAGCGCCCAGACCUCAUAUUGCUUCCAGUGUUGUUCCUUCUGGUGCGAAGAAUGUAUUGUAGGACAUAACAUAAUUCGAGAAAAUAAAGACCACAGAACGCUAGCGCUGAAAGAUUUUCAAGAUCAAGACAUCAAAGCUGUUUUAGAGCGACCAGCAUUUUGUCAGAAGAAACACCAUGAAAACAAAGAGUUGGAGUUCUUUUGCAAGGGCUGUAAAGUCGCCAUUUGCAACACUUGCGCUGUAACACUUCAUGAAGGUCAUGGUAAGAUGCCCUUGCAAGAAGCUACUGAUGAACGCAAAACACAGAUAAACUCCAUGAUUCGAUCUUUGAAAGACAAAGUAGUGGAAAAACAAAGAGAAGUCGAACAAUUCAACCAAAGAAGCAUGGCAUUUCAAUGGAAAGUAACCGAGGUAAAAAGCCAAGUGCAGUCUUGUGUAGACCAAAUUAUUGCAAUCAUCGAAACGAGAAAACAAGAUGUUUUUGAUGCAGUCGAUAAUCAAGCGACAAAAUCACUGGAAUCUCUCUCACAGAAAAAAGAAGAAGUGGAAAGACAGUUAAAACGAAUUGAAUCUGCAAUUGAACAAACUGAAACUCUGUUGCAACGCAGCUUUAGCACUGAAAUCCUUGGAUUCAGUGAAACAUUUGAUUCAAUCCUGCAGGAACAGAGCACCCAAGAAAACCGUGACACUGAAUGUAUUCCUCGGUUUAGUUUCACUAAAAGUGAAAAACUGAUUAACCUGUUGAGCAUGAGCGAGGGGAUAGGUAAUGUAGAAUUUGUUUUUAGCGAAACUAAAGCGCAACAAUCAGGAGCUAAAGGUAAAGAAAGUAGUAAAGCAAUUGCUGGGAAUAAAGGGGCAAAUGUUCAUGACAGUCCUCUUGAGACUCAGGUACAAACCAGGCGCUUCGGAUCUGUGCUGUCAUUUGGACGAAAAGGUGAGUCUGUUGGAAUGCUUAACAAGCCCUGGAGUAUGGCAGUGAAUUAUCGUGAUGAAAUUGCUGUGGUUGAUCACGAUAACCACAGGGUUUCAGUGUUUAGCAGUGACGGUACCCACUUAAGAUCGUUUGGUAGAUGGGGUAACAAUGAUGGUGAGUUCCGGAACCCUAAAGGGAUCGCUUUUGAUAGUCAUGGUAAUAUUGUAGUGGCAGACAGUUGGAACCACAGGGUGCAAGUCUUUGAUAGUAAUGGUAACUUUCUUAGUAAGUUUGGUCAACAAGGAAGUCGUGCUAAUCAGCUUAAAUACCCUGAAGGUUUAUCAAUAAACGGUAACGGUGAUAUUAUUGUUGCUGAUAGAGGUAACAAAUUAAUCAAGAUAUUCUCUUCUAGUGGGGCGUAUUUACGUAAGUUUGGUGGCGCAGGUUCUUUGGUCGAACCCUAUCACUGUAUCCAACACGGUCAAUAUUUUAUAGUCUCAGAUCACGGUGAUGAUUCCAUUAAAAUGUUUGAUCUGGGGGGGAAGCUUAUUUCUCAAUUUGGAAAACAGGGAAACAAGGAUGGAGAGUUCAAUCAGCCCCGUUACUUGUCAGUUAACAAAGAAGGAUUGCUAAUGGUCUGUGAUGCCGGAAAUCACAGAGUUCAGUUAUUUGAACUGAGUGGAAAGUUUGUUACAAAGUUUGGAAGUGAAGGUAGUGAGAGAGGAAUGUUUAACUUUCCAAGGUCUACAGCAAAUCUUGGUGAUGGAAGGAUAGUUGUGUGUGAUAAGGAAAACAACCGAAUCCAGGUUUUUGACAAGAUAUAA